AUGGCUAUGGCACUUGGCACAGUCCUCACCAUCUCACUCCUCAUUGUGGUUGCAGUCAAGUUUCGCCUCUUCCAUCGCUUUCUGGCCAGCUACAGACACUCCCUGCUCCAAGAGGCCGACGGGAUCAGCCAGUACGGACAAGAGGACGCGUCUUUCCCCAGCAGCGUGUCGGGUAGAAUGGGGGUGGUUGGAGGGGCUGUGAGCGGGCUGGAUGAGGAUGAUGACGGCUUCAUUGAGGAUAACUAUAUCCAGACCAGUGAGAAAGCAGGGGAAGAGAGAGAAAGAGAGGAGGAGGAGGAGGACGGAAUAGAAGACAGCGACGAUGAGCUUCAGUUCACGAUAGGGUGA
This is a messenger RNA of Toxotes jaculatrix (banded archerfish), 348 nucleotides long. RefSeq names its product leucine-rich repeat-containing protein 19-like. The transcript has a single exon. Bases 1 to 348 code for a protein of 115 amino acids. The record is from RefSeq and is a predicted model, not a curated record. Lineage: Eukaryota; Metazoa; Chordata; Actinopteri; Toxotidae.